AAAGUUACACUAAAAAUGGCUUCCCUGUCUUUGGAGUCCACAGAACAAACUGAAAAUAGCACGGAGGAGUCGACUCAACAGUCAGUCAAAUUCAAAGAGGAGACGGACCAGGACAAAGAAUCGGAAGAAUUGCUCCAAAACUUCCAGAAUUCUGCACUCAGUUUUUCGACCGACCAAGUAGCAUGUCUGUGCGAAGCUCUCCUGCAGGCGGGCAAUGUGGAUCGCCUGUGGAGAUUCCUCUCCACCAUCCCUCCUUCGGCCGACCUGCUACGUGGCAACGAAACUCUUCUGAAGGCCCAAGCUCUGGUCGCCUUUCACCGAGAGGAAUUCAAAGAAUUAUAUGCGAUACUAGAUAGUCACGACUUCCACCCGAGCAACCAUGGGUUCCUUCAGGACCUUUAUUUGCAAGCGCGUUACAAGGAGGCAGAGAGGUCUAGGGGUCGCAGCCUCGGUGCUGUGGACAAGUAUCGUCUUAGGAAAAAGUUUCCUCUGCCAAAAACAAUUUGGGACGGAGAGGAGACCGUGUAUUGCUUCAAAGAGAAAUCACGUAAUGCAUUGAAAGAGUGUUAUAAGAUGAACAGGUAUCCCACCCCUGACGAGAAGAAAAAAUUAGCUCAAGUCACAGGACUUUCUUUGACUCAAGUUAGCAACUGGUUCAAGAAUCGCCGACAGAGAGAUCGAACUCCGUCCGGUACCAACAGCAAAAGCGAGUCUGAUGGUAACCACAGCACUGAGGAUGAGGCUAGUAAAGGAGACUUGGAAGACAUCACUGACAAACCCAUCAACACGCAAGAAUCAUCCAGUUGCUCCACAGCCUCCCUGAUAUCUCUCGCCGGUGCCCCCUGUAGCACUGGAGGUCAGCUCAUUCUGAACAGCAGUGGUGGAUUUCUCACAACGCCUCACCCCCUUCUGCUCAAUGGGAGCCCCAUAUUAUCCAGGACAGGCACUGGGGUUAUCAUUAAUGGGCUAACACUAAGUGAUGGGCAUACGGUUACCCUCAGCCCUGUGACAGCUAACACCCCGCUUGUGCUCAGUGGAGCUCAGGUUAUUCCCAAAGCUAGUGAAAGCAUUAACACAAGUCUGGAAGACCAGGGAGUUACAGCUAUGGAGACCCAGGCCAACCUGCACACUGUGGUGCUUAACACACAAGCCAGCUCCAACACCACAGCUGCUCUCCCAUUGACAGAAGAGGCAAAAGCAUCCAACAGCAACUCCUCUGGCUCAACUCCACUUUCUUCACUGGAUUUCAUCAGUGUUCCUGAUGGUGUAAUCCUCAAAGAAGAAAAUGGAGCCCAGACAGUGUCCACGAACCCUGUGUCUGCUCCAUCUGUCCCCUCCUCAUCCAUCUCUUCCUCUGUUCCACUUCCCUCCUUGGUGUUGAACCAGAAUGGAGGCACAACACCAGUGACCCCACCUGGUAUGGCCAUCUCCAGCCCCAUGGUACCACUACAGCCUACGCAGCAGCCUGAAAUUGUGGUGUUUGCCACAGCUGGUUCUCAGCUGAGCCACACCAGCUCAAUCUGUCAAGUGGUCUCAUCCUCCAGUGCAUCCAGCCCUCAGGUCCUCUCCUUGCCUCAAGUAGUCCCGUCCAUCCAGGGCAUCCCGGUGUCCCAGCUUGUGCAGCACUCCUCAGGGGGUCAAGUAUCCUCUUGUCCCCAGCUUGUCCCAGUCUCCCCUAUAACUCCUCAGCUACCCCAGGGCUCUGUUACCCAGCUUCAGGCCCAGGCCCUGCAAAUUGCCCCCCGUCUGACCCAAGCCCAGACUCAGAACACCUCUACACUUAGUGACAGUGCCAUUUUGUCCGUUUCCCAAGUUCCCAAUGGACAGGUUCCACAAGGAUUGACAUUACAGCUCGGAGACCAGACCCCUGCCUCCUCCACCCCACAGAUCCAACCCACUAUGGGGACACACCUCAUUCCUGUCUCCUCCCCUACACAAGUAGUCCCUGUCUCCCAGCCUAAAGAAAGUCCCCAGUUAGUCCCUCUGUCCCUGCCUCAGCUUGUGCCAGUAUCUUCCAUUUCAGGAGGCUCUGCUGGAACCUUGUCCUUCCCACAGGUGGUUCCAGCUGCUCCCUCACUUUCCAUCCCCUCUCCAGGGGGUACAUUCCAGAUCCUCACCUCUGGGCCUAAUACAGGUGUAGGUGUGGCACAGGGACCUCUACGAAUUAGUCCACUGGGGCCCCUCCAGAAUGUGGGGCCGGCAGCAAAUGCUACCCCUGGGGUUCAACUUCUCAACUCUGGAGUCAUUCAGCUCCCCUCAGCAACACCAGGAAACUUCCUCUUGGCAGGAGGCAUAGGGGCCAGUCCCAUCCUGAGUGUGCAGCAGGGCAAACUCAUUCUGACCAUCCCAGCUGGCAUCCAGAUCACAAGUUUGCCUGUCAAGUCCGUCCCAGAAACUCCCACCCCAAGCAAUGGCAGUCUCGACCAAACUCCCAUCGUGCCUCCCUUAGAGAAUUCACCGGCUUCCUCUCCCACAGUCCCGGCCUCUGCUUCACUUCAGUCAUCUCCCCUGAGUUUUGUCAAUUCCUCUGCACUGUACUGCAGUCCUGAACCUGGGGCCCCCGCCAAUCCCACUCCAGGAGCGUCUCCAAACACCCCCGACUCCUCCAGCACUCCCACCCCAACAGGCGUGUUGCCGUCCCAGCAGACGCUCACUCCAGAGAGCAUGUUAUCACUCAGCCCCAUCUGCAGUGGGGUAGCCACUGCCCCACAGCUGCCCCAGCCAGCCUGGAGUCCUGUCCCUCUGUCUUCUUCCUCUAGUCUAACUCUGUUUGACGUACGAGGGAAAGGGGAUCUACCGGAGGACCCAGCUUUGCUGGGCCUCCCUGGUGGAGAGGCUCUUCUCCUGGGAACUCCUCCCCCUGGCGAGGACGUGGAGAGAGAGUCUCGAUUGGACGACGUUGAAGAAAUGGAUGGGGACCCAAAAAUCCUCACACAACUUCAGUCUGUCCCAGUAGAUGAUGAGUUGGGUUUGUAA
Molecule: messenger RNA, 2976 nt
Organism: Chanos chanos (milkfish)
Lineage: Eukaryota; Metazoa; Chordata; Actinopteri; Gonorynchiformes; Chanidae
Gene: six5
Product: SIX homeobox 5
Exons: 3
Coding region: 16-2976 (986 amino acids)
Biological process (GO): regulation of transcription by RNA polymerase II
Cellular component (GO): nucleus; transcription regulator complex
Molecular function (GO): DNA-binding transcription factor activity, RNA polymerase II-specific; RNA polymerase II cis-regulatory region sequence-specific DNA binding
Source: RefSeq, a predicted model, not a curated record